Brenthis ino (lesser marbled fritillary) is the source of this 384-nucleotide messenger RNA. The record is from the annotation of a GenBank genome assembly. NCBI's taxonomy places the organism in Eukaryota, Metazoa, Arthropoda, Insecta, Lepidoptera, Nymphalidae.
AUGCGUAAGUUAGCGGAACAGGUACUAACCGUAGGAGGUGCAGAAGGGGCGCGAGGAGGCGCGCACGCACGCGGACAGCACCAUUGCGCGGGACGGGCGGCGGGCAGGGCUCGGGGCUACACACGCGCGGCAAUGUACACACCGGAGCGGCUCGCUCUCCGCGAAGGCCUGCGCGAGACUACGCCGGCGCCCGGCGCACGGCCGACGGCGCUGCCACGACCUGCCCCCACCCUGCUCCCCGCGCACCAGCGAAUUAAAAAUUUCAACUUUUUGUUCGAAUCCGUUUCUUUUUCCGCCCUUAGUGAAUUUUUUUCGCGCUCCUCGCCAUUAUUUCGAUUACCUGAGAUGAUUUUUUUCGUACGCGAUGCGCGUUUAAAAGCUGUU